Messenger RNA from Colossoma macropomum (tambaqui), 2088 nucleotides. It is a transcript of the gene ldha, whose product is annotated as lactate dehydrogenase A4. Gene Ontology annotation, molecular function: L-lactate dehydrogenase (NAD+) activity. The transcript has 8 exons. Lineage: Eukaryota; Metazoa; Chordata; Actinopteri; Characiformes; Serrasalmidae. Gene Ontology annotation, cellular component: cytoplasm. Gene Ontology annotation, biological process: carboxylic acid metabolic process. Bases 130 to 1131 code for a protein of 333 amino acids. The record is from RefSeq and is a predicted model, not a curated record.
CGCACCGCCCCCUCGCAAUCCGCACAGCUGCGGAAGAGCCCUACUGCACUGACCAGAGCAGACCAGCCCUAGACAUUCCGACCCCAGCUUCAUUUCAGCUUCAGCUCACUUACUCUCCGUCUGCAGAAAAUGGCAUCCACCAAGGAGAAGCUGAUUGCCCAUGUGAGCACUGAGCAGGCAGUGGGCAGCAAAAGCAAGGUGACUGUGGUUGGUGUUGGCAUGGUGGGCAUGGCCUCCGCCAUCAGCAUCCUGCUCAAGGACCUGGCUGAUGAGCUGGCUCUGGUUGAUGUGAUGGAGGAUAAGCUGAAGGGUGAGGCUAUGGACCUGCAGCAUGGCAGUCUUUUCCUCAAGACACACAAGAUUGUGGCUGAUAAAGACUACAGCGUGACUGCUAACUCCAGGUUGGUGGUGGUGACCGCUGGGGCUCGUCAGCAGGAGGGUGAGAGCAGGCUGAACCUGGUGCAGAGGAACGUCAACAUCUUCAAGUUUAUCAUCCCCAACAUUGUAAAGUACAGUCCCAACUGCAUCAUCCUGGUGGUGUCCAACCCAGUCGACAUCCUGACCUAUGUGGCCUGGAAGCUGAGUGGCCUUCCAAGGAAUCGUGUGAUUGGAAGUGGCACUAACCUCGACUCUGCUCGUUUCCGCUUCCUUAUGGGCGAAAAAUUGGGCCUGCACCCCUCCAGCUGCCACGGCUGGGUGAUCGGAGAGCAUGGUGACUCCAGUGUGCCUGUCUGGAGUGGUGUGAAUGUAGCUGGGGUUUCCCUGCAGGGCCUGAACCCAGACAUUGGCACAGAGAAGGACAAGGAGGACUGGAAGAGCGUCCACAAGAUGGUGGUUGACAGUGCAUAUGAGGUUAUUAAGCUGAAGGGAUACACCUCCUGGGCUAUCGGAAUGUCCGUGGCUGACCUGUGUGAAAGCAUCCUGAAGAACAUGCACAAGUGUCACCCAGUGUCCACUCUGGUCAAGGGAAUGCAUGGAGUGAACGAUGAAGUCUUCCUGAGCGUCCCCUGCAUCCUGGGCAGCAGCGGCCUGACUGAUGUGGUGCACAUGACCCUGAAGCCUGAGGAGGAGAAGCAGCUGGUGAAGAGUGCUGAGACACUGUGGGGGGUGCAGAAGGAGCUGACCUUAUGAACCACGCCCCCCUCCAAAAUAUAGCCUCCAGUCUCUCAAGGCAAACCUCAAAAGUGGCUCCCUAACCUCACCUUCCCUGACACCCACUCUCUACAUAGUCCAUCCCUCCCCUUUCAUUUAUCCUCAUGAGAUGUCUUGAAGCAGACCUCAGACCCAUAGACCUUAACACUCCUCACUAUAGCUUCAGAGGAGCAUAUAUUUAUGUAGUCUUUACAUGCUAUAUGGCCUUUGUAAAGUUGAGUGUCAGUGUGCAUAUAUGUUUGCGCUUCUCGUCUUCCUCUGUAUUUUUCAAAACAACAAAGGAAAGAAACCUAUUUAUGAUCAGGACAGUUUGGUCUCUGUUUGGUAUUUGUAUUCUGAGCUCAACAAGCAUUCCGUACCAUUUUGUUCCUAAUGCAAAAACAGUCAGUUAUCAAGACCAACAUCCUGUUGAACCAAAGCUAAACAUCAUAUCAAACCAGCCAGUGACCUGGAUCAAGGCAUACAUUUCUGUAAGCAAAAUCAACCCCAAGUGCACUGAGGCGAAUCUUUAUUGCCAUAGACAAGCCCCUCUCAGCUCAGUAAUACAAAAACAGGGUCAACUGGAACUGUUGACAGCUUUUUGUCUCAUUUGGUUCAAACUGAAUGUGGAACAAAUAACCUGAAGGAGAACCAAAUGGAAUUUUGUUGUGGCUCACUGCAGCUUCUGGCAACAUAAUUGUGAAAUUAGAUGUAUUAUUUGAUAUCUGUCAGUUUAAGUGACAAGUCACACCUACUUGUGAUAUGUAUAUCUGUACACCUUAUGUAUCAGCUAGAAAGGUUAUUUUUGUAUUUUUAUUUGUGAACUGAGCUUGGCUCCUACCAAAACGCUCCUAGUGGCAUUUUGCUCAGACACAGAGCUUAAUGUGGUCAGAGUGUCAGAGCAGACAGAAUCACUCCACCUCACUCCACCUCCAAAUAAAGGUUGACUAAACAAAA